UGGGGAAACCUCUACCCCCCAAUACAUACCUCAGUAUCGUCAAAAAACUUUGACAUAACUCUUCUGACAGUCCUACUAAGGAACAUUUGUAGCCUUAGUCCCCCAGCCACUGGAUGGGAUGCACUUCCCCCUGCCACAGAUAUAAGCACAGAGGCUGACAUUGCACGCAUGAAAUACUUUAGAAAUACAGUGUAUGCCCAUGCUGAUAAAGCAUCUGUGGAUGAUGCAAAAUUUAAUGGGUAUUGGCAUGACAUCAGAGAUGCUUUGGUAAGACUCGGAGGAGCUAAAUAUGGAAAGGCAAUUCUUGAUUUAGAGAAUGAAUGCAUGGACCCUGUAUUUGAGGAACAUUACAAAGAACUUCUUAAAGGAUGGAAAAGAGAUGAUGACAAUAAUAAAGACAAACUGGAUGAAAUUGACAGGAAACUUCAAUCAAUAGAAGAACUGGUGAAAGAAUCAGUGAGCAAAUCAAAACCAAAAGAUGUUGAGGAACCAACUGAACUUAUUGAAAGGAUUCGCCAACUUUACCUGACACGUGAAGGGCGACUUUCACCAUUUCCUUGGUGUGAGGAGUUCAACUUUGACCUUAAUGACAUAUUUACCAUGCCAACCAUUGUCAGGAGAGACAAAACUAGACGAACGGCAGCAGAACAGGUAACCAGCAUAACUGCAGUCUUCAAAUCUCACAGAGAAUGCUCCAAGCCCAGAACUGUUCUGAUUGAGGGAGAACUCGGAAUGGGCAAGACAACUUACUGUCAAAAGAUAGCAUAUGACUGGGCCAAUGGUCAAGAAACGGACCCCACUUUCCCAGAAAUCAAAUUGGUUCUCCUACUCAAAUGCCAUGAGAUGUCAGGUGACAUCUGGGAAGCAAUUGAUGAUCAGCUGCUUCCUCGAAACAUUGAUGAAAAGGCAAAGGAGAACUUCUUCAAAUACAUCCAUGCCAAUCAGUCCCAGGUACUGCUGAUACUUGAUGGAUUGGAUGAAGCACCAUCUAAUUUUACAAAGAUAUUUUCUGACCUUGUUGAGAGCAGAGACCUUCCAAAGUGUCGUGUCAUUCUUACAUCCAGGCAAGAGGGUAGUGUUAAGAUGAGCAAGUUUUGUGACACCUUGAUUCAAUUGGAAGGAUUUGCUUCAGAAAAUUCUCACAAUUACAUCACACACUACUUCAAAGACUUAGUGGCAGAGGGACAAAAACUUUUGAAUGACAUAGAACAAAAUAUUGAACUUGGAGAACUGAUUGUGAAUCCCUUAUUCACAGCAAUGCUCUGUCUUAUUUAUGAAGAUUUAGAAGGUAGUCUGCCUUCUAGCAAGACUCAAUUGUAUCUUGAAAUCAUAGAAUGCAUUCUUAAAAGAUUUUGCCAAAAGCAAGGGUUGUGUCACAGUAAAGGCAACCUAAUUGAUGUUUUCAAAGAACAGCUGGGACAAUUGGGAAGAAUGGCCUUGGAGGCCUUGAAGAGAGAUAUGAUGCAUAUUGAAGAGGGUGAAUUAACUGGUACAACAAGAAACUCACCUUUAUUUGAAUUCUUGUCAGUUCAGUCCAGCAGUAGCAAAAGAAGAUCUCAUUCAUACUAUAGAUUUUCACACAAGAGUUUUCAAGAAUUCUUUGCAGGUUUUUAUCUCUCUGACCAAAUUUCAAAAGGGGAGACAGACUUUGAGAGACUGCUUGCAAACGAAAGAGGAAACCUAAAGGCUAUUGAACCAGUCCUUUUGUUCACAGUUGGUAUUCUUGGUCAUAAAAGUGAAAAUGAUGCAUUGUCUCUUUUAAAAAUCACUAUCAAGAAUAUCAAUCUUUUCAAAACCCAGCUUUGUCCAAGUUUUUAUCUGAAUUUUGCUUUAAAGUGCAUUGGUGAAUCUUCCAUAGAAAAUUCAAGACUUCAAUCCCAGAUGAUAAAUUUAUUGGGCGCAAACCUAGAGCUUCAACAAUUAAUGAUAGGUGACCACAGCUUCCCUAUUAAGUUGCUUCUUAAGGCCCUUAAAGUUAACAGCACAGUGACUAGUUUGUGGAUCCCUAUUCCACUUGGACGCCAGUCUGUCCAGUCAUUGGCUGAUACACUUCGUGUUAAUAAAACUUUGACUACAGUUCUCAUCACAGACAAUUGCAUCAGUGCAUAUGCUGUGCAGCAACUAACAGAUGCUCUAAAGCUUAAUACAACAGUGCUUGACUUAGCCCUUUGUGGCAAAACAUGGGACAACAAUGGAGCCAGGAUCUUGGCAGGCUACUUGAGGGGGAAUAGAACUCUGAGUGCCUUACGUCUCAUCGGAAAUGACAUUGGUGACACAGGAGCCACGGCACUUGAAAAGGUUUUAUGGACUAACACCACUUUAAAUGUUUUGGACCUUUGGAAAAACCCAGGCAUUGGUAAUCCUGGUGGUCUGUCACUGUGUGAAGCUCUGAAAGUUAACAAAACCCUCUCCUCAUUAAAUUUGUCAGAAAGUGGAAUUGGUGAUGCUAGUGUUCAUUCUCUUGCAGAAGUUCUCAAAACAAACACCAGUCUAACUUCUUUGUCAUUGUCAGAUAUCAAAAUAAGUCAACACAGCAUCAAGUCUAUUGCUGAAGUCUUGAGAGUCAACUCUACUUUGAAAGAACUAUAUUUCCAGGGAAACAAGCUAGGCACUGAUGGUGCCAAGUUGAUAACUGAAAGCCUUAAAGUCAAUACCACUCUAGACAAGCUUGACUUGUCAAGGAACAACAUCAAAGCAUCAUGUGGUCGUUCAGUUUCUGAUGCCCUCAAAGUUAAUGUGACAGUAAAAUCUCUGUGUUUGGCUGAGAAUGCCCUUGGUGCUAGUGGUGUCCAGCUAAUUUCAGAAGGGCUCAGAAUUAAUACUACCCUGACCGAUCUGUACCUGUCCAAGAAUUCCAUUGGGGUGAAGGGCUUAGAAUCAAUCACAGAUGCCAUCAGAGCUCAUGUUUCAUUGACUAGCUUAGAGCUAUCACACAACAGUAUUGGUGAUCAUGGAGUCAAAAAAGUUUCUGACGCUCUUAAAGUUAAUGUCUCUCUGAAGGAACUGUAUCUGUCAUCUAAUGCCAUUGGUACUUCUGGAGGACAGUCAAUUGCUGAGGCCCUUAAAAGUAAUUGCACUCUGGCUAUUUUAGACCUUCAUAACAAUGUCAUUGGUGAUGAUGGAGCCCAGUCACUUUGUGAGGCUCUUAAGACCAAUACCACCUUGACUGAGCUGGAUUUUCNCUGA
Molecule: messenger RNA, 3186 nt
Organism: Stylophora pistillata
Lineage: Eukaryota; Metazoa; Cnidaria; Anthozoa; Scleractinia; Pocilloporidae
Molecular function (GO): protein binding
Source: RefSeq, a predicted model, not a curated record